Molecule: messenger RNA, 900 nt
Organism: Tinamus guttatus (white-throated tinamou)
Lineage: Eukaryota; Metazoa; Chordata; Aves; Tinamiformes; Tinamidae
Source: RefSeq, a predicted model, not a curated record
AUGCAGUUGACCAAGAACAGCCUUGUUUCAGGCUGCUCCUGCAAGGGAGACAAAGCGUUUGCCGAGUUUCUGACAGACGAGAUCAAAGAGGAGAGGAAGAUCCAGAAGCACAAGGCGCUGCCCGCGAUGUCCGGCGGCUGGGAGCUGCAGGUCCACGGCACCGAGGCCAAGCUGCUCCGCAAGGUCGCGGGCGAGAAAAAAGUUUCGAAUAAGAGAGAUGCAGUAUUUUCUUUUUUGUGUUUAAAAUAUUGCUUAUGGUUCUUUUAUAGGAUAACGGUUACGUUCAACAUCAACAACAGCAUCCCGCCAUCUGUGGAGGAAGAAGAGGAAGAAACACGAGGACAGCAGAAACCUGAUGAGCAGGAGCCUGAUAUUACUUCGACUCCCAACUUUGUAGUGGAAGUAAUAAAAGACGAUACGAAACAGACCCUGGUUCUCGACUGCCAUUAUCCCGAGGAUGAGGUUGGACAGGAGGGAGAGGAUGAAAGUGAUAUUUUCACGAUUCGAGAGGUCAGCUUUCAGCCCACUGGGGAAUCGGAUUGGAAGGAAACCAACUACACCCUCAAUACAGAUUCCCUGGACUGGGCCCUGUACGAUCACUUAAUGGAUUUCCUGGCUGAUCGAGGGGUAGACAACACAUUCGCCGAUGAGCUGAUUGAGCUCAGCACUGCACUGGAGCACCAGGAGUACAUUAAAUUCCUUGAAGACCUUAAAAGCUUUGUUAAAUGUCAGUAGAAUAGGCUAGGAAACUAAUCUUCAAAUGUGGGUCUUCCACAGCAGGGGUCCAGCCAGCAAUACCCCAAACUAUCUUCACAACAGAUACUGACAGUAAGUAACUUUGAAUGGAGAGAGGAGAAUUGUGGGAAAAUGAGGAUUCUCGCAUGUUUGGGGGAAUUUUUA